UCACACUCACACAGAUCAGCCAACACACCGCACAUCAUCUUCUCCAGCACACACUCAGACCGAGAGGAUGCAGACGGCACAACGUAGUCUCACCAAACAGAGACAGCAGCAGGCCAUGAUCCUGAGCAGAGAGGCAAAGGGAGGUCUGAACCUUGGGAAGAAGAUCAGCAUUCCUAGGGAUGUGAUGAUGGAGGAGCUGAACCUGAACACCAACAGAGGAUCCAUCAUGUUCCAGGAGCGCCAGAGGAGAGUGGAGAGAUUCACGCUGGAGAACUCAGCAAACGCUCCCUCCGUCUUAUACAACAACAUGGAACAGAACCAGAACCAGAACCAGAACCACAUGAUGACAGACAUGCAGGGAGGGAAAGAAAACCUGCUGUAUCCAGUGGCCGGUAAACACAGCCUCGUCACCACCCUCAAGAACACAGUGGCCAAGAAAGGAAGCCCAAACAUCCUGGCACCAGGCUACUCUGGACCGCUUAGAGAGAUCCCUCGAGAGAAAUUCAACGCCACAGUGAUCCCGAAGUCUUAUUGUUCACCGUGGCAGGAAGCCCUGGGAGAAAAUGAAGAGCUUGUGUCUUCACUCAACUCUCAGAUAGCGGAGCUGCCACAGAAACUCCCGCCAGCGAACUACAGGUGCUUUAACAGAGCUGCAGUGCCAUUUGGAGGUCCUGUGCGCAGUCAGAGGGUGAUUCCUGUUAUUGGCUUCGAAGCUCUGGAGACUCCAAAUCUUUCUGGCAUGACCUUGGCCACCAUGUCCAAACGACGCAACUUCAACAGAGCCCCGCGGGGAUGGGGCAUCGGAUACUCACCCGAGUCAAAUGACCUGUGAGCUCGGCAUUGAUCCACACCUGCAACAUUAGAGGAAAAGACUGUCGCGCCGUAAAGACCUGCGCUUUGCACUUUCAGGCCGUCCCAUUAUGUUCCCUGCAGGUGAAAGGCCAGAGGAGAGCAGCUAGAAAAUUAAACAUCAGGAUGAGGAGAUGGUUUUGGCUCAGUGCUGGAUGAAGGAAGUCUUGGUUGCUCUCCUAAACCGUUAAAGGAAUAGUUCAGCCAAAAAUGACAGUUUGCUGAAAGUUUUAUCCAUUCAAAGAUGUAGAUGAAUUUGUUAAUUCAUGGGUACAGAGUUGGAGAAAUGUAGCAUUACAUCACUUGCUCACUAAUGUAUCCUCUGCAGUGAAUGGGUGCCGUCAGAAUGAGAGUCCAAACAGCUGAUAAAAUGUUCAGCAAAUUGUCUCUUUGGAUGAACUAUUCCUUUAACACAGCUAUACAAUAAGAACUCUUAUAAUUAUUCAUAAUAGCCUUUGGCAUUUCAUAAUUGUAGACAUGCGAUAUGCGGUGUUCACGGUAGUGUUUCAAGUGUGCAGCAGGGGCCCCUAAAAUGUAUUUAGACACUUUAAGCACAUGGAAAAUAUGCGUUUGAUAUUGCAUUAGAUGACUAAACAUCAAAAAUCUAUUGUUUUCACACUGAACUCUUUUUUUGUCAAAUGUUUUUCUUGUAAAAUGUGUUUGUGCAUCUUUCUUAAAAUAAAAAGCACUUGCUUUGA
Messenger RNA from Onychostoma macrolepis, 1547 nucleotides. RefSeq names its product myozenin 3a (gene myoz3a). Gene Ontology annotation, molecular function: FATZ binding; telethonin binding; actin binding. The record is from RefSeq and is a predicted model, not a curated record. Gene Ontology annotation, cellular component: Z disc; actin cytoskeleton. Lineage: Eukaryota; Metazoa; Chordata; Actinopteri; Cypriniformes; Cyprinidae. The coding region runs from base 68 to 832 and encodes 254 amino acids. The transcript is spliced from 6 exons.